Molecule: messenger RNA, 1671 nt
Organism: Monopterus albus (swamp eel)
Lineage: Eukaryota; Metazoa; Chordata; Actinopteri; Synbranchiformes; Synbranchidae
Product: cerebellin-1
Exons: 4
Coding region: 520-1131 (203 amino acids)
Biological process (GO): maintenance of synapse structure
Cellular component (GO): glutamatergic synapse; synaptic cleft
Molecular function (GO): protein binding
Source: RefSeq, a predicted model, not a curated record
CGCGAUGGGGAAAAGAGAGGGAGAUGAGCAGUGAUAAAACUGAAGGUAACGGGGGAACCAGACUCUUGGGAUGCUCCAACUUUAUUGAAGCAAGCUGGUUUGUGUGUAUCGCUGCAGAGCCAACGCUCAGAGUGAGAGGCCAGAAGACUUCACAGCCUCCAACCCGGUUCGGAUUCUGUGUCAGCCGGCCAAUUGACAUUUUCACUGAGGUGUAGCUGGGUAACCACCACCUUUGCUCUCCAUAUAAGAACUUCCUGUCUGCUGUUACAGGAACCUGUCAUCUUGGUGCACACUACCCGUCCCCUCCAGAGACAUUUCACCCGCUCCACUAUUAAAUGAGGAUUGCCCAAAUCAUUUAAUGCCCUAUGGCAAGUGAGAAAUCCUUGGUUGAAGAGUUGAUGAUCCUGUUACUAAAGUGAGGUGCUCUAGACAUAUUUCUGAAGACUUGUCGUGGCCAUUCACGGAGUAAAAACACCACCAAAGCCCAAAAACACCUAAAGAUCAUCUUCAUUGAGAAUUAUGCCCUUUCCAUCUCCUCUCUCUUCACCCUGCUCUGUGUUUUUCAUUGGACUGCUGCUUCUCGUCUACUGGGGGCCGUCACAGGUCAGUUGCCAGAAUGACACUGAGCCCAUUGUGUUAGAGGGAAAGUGUCUGGUGGUGUGCGACUCCACCCCCUCUGCAGAGCCAUCUGGUAAUGCUCUGGGCAUGUCGGUGAGGUCAGGAACUGGACGAGUGGCGUUCUCAGCCAUCCGAAACACCAACCAUGAACCUUCAGAGAUGAGCAACCGCACCAUGACUAUCUACUUUGACCAGAUCUUGGUCAAUGUUGGCAGCCAUUUUGAUCCAGCUAGGAGUAUCUUUGUAGCGCCCAGAAAAGGAGUCUACAGUUUCAGCUUCCAUGUUGUGAAAGUUUACAACCGACAGACAAUACAAGUGAGUUUAGUUCUCAACGGCUGGGCGGUGAUCUCCGGCCUUUCAGGGGACCAGGAUGUGACCAGGGAGGCAGCCACCAAUGCCGGGCUGGUGAUGAUGGAGAGAGGUGACAAGGCUUACCUCAAACUGGAGAGAGGGAAUCUGAUGGGAGGGUGGAAGUAUUCUACUUUCUCCGGGUUUCUAGUGUUUCCCUUAUAGAGAGGGCAACACCUAUUAAAGAAGGCAGGGUAUAAAAUAAAGGGGUAAAGUUUUACUUUAAGUCCUUGACAUAAAGAAAGAACAUCAAUGGAUAUACAUCAAACUCCACACUGAAGCUGGGAACCAUAUUAAACUGCUUGGAUACAUCUUCAUAUGUAUCAGAUGAAUGAUGGGUGAAUUCACUUUACACCAAAAAAUCUUGAAUGUCCUUUCCAUUUCUACUGCACUUUUAUGGCUUAUAGUCUACUGUCUUACCAUUGUAACAUCAUCUGUGCUUGCUUAACCCAGGGGUCGGUCUGUUGGAGCUUUGUGCUCUUCUUUUAAUGCAUGAAAUAUGGAGUGGCAAACUUUUGUGGCAAUAAAGAAAAUUAUUGUAUUAUUCUCUGAUUCUCUCUCUCUCUCUCUCUCUCUCUCGCUCUCUCUCGAAGAUGAAUAUAAUGUUAUGAGACAUGGUAUCUGUUAGCUAGCUAACAAAACCUGUUUUAAAUGUUAAAUGCAUAUAAAUUUAUAUUUGAAAACAACAAAAUGCUUUUUGCUUUU